GAGCAUCGACAGGAUACUGCUGUUUAUUGUUUCAUUACUUCUCUAAUUCAAUUUGCAAUAUAAUCUUGAGUUGAUAUGUCAAUUGGUUUCAAAAUAAAAUUAAAAGGAUUAGAAGGAUUAUGGGGCUUAAGAUGGUUUCAGCGGAUGUCACUGUCUUGUCAUUCACAACUCGACCGAAGAAGGCAUAGAAAUCGAUUGUACUACACUCUGUCACGUGGCUGAUGGCCCUGACUGAGGACAACGGUGUUUUUAUCCUAGCAACCCUAUACCAAGCCAUAACAACCUAACAGAAACAUUGUUGUUAGUUCAAUUUCUUAUCGAUGGCUGCUGUCUGACGGACAAUGCUUCCUGUUGCGGGUAAUAUUCAAACAGCGAGGAAAAACUGCUUCUCCCAGAACUACCCUUUCCGGAAGGAACCCGAUGAAGCUGAUGAGUGCUAUGAGCUGCCCCCCUCGGAGUACGAUGAUAAUUACAUCUACCGCCAGUGUGAGAAAAAACCAAAUCUACGGCGGGAAUGGUUACGCGAGCAGUUCCGUAAGAAAGCGACCGAAACGAUUAUGAAACAGAUGGAGGAACAGUACGCGACGUUACACCGCCAGGAAGUGGAACGGAUGCCGCUAAGGAAGCGAGCCGAUUACUAUAUGGAGCGCGCGGCGGAUAACGAGGAACCGCAGUAUAAUCUCUACAAAGCAGAUGACAUGACGACCUACUGGAGCUACCAGGCACGCUCGAACGCGACCAGACGGAAGAACUCAAGCUUCACCAAACCAAUCAGCGAGCAGCUGGAUCAGCAGUUUGGAUGAUUCCCCUAUAUUGCAGAUAGAUAAUAAAUUUUGCUUUGUGAAUGAACUAUAUUUUGAUUUAUUCUCUUUAACAAAAGAAAUCCGUAAAAUCAUCGCAUCAAAAUAAACACUUUUAGCAGCAUAAUUUUUUUUUUAAAUUUAUAAUUAUUUAAUCAUACUUUGUGUUUAAAUUGAUGAAAUUAAGAGGCAUCGAAAGAAUUAAUUGUAUCUCGAAUUAAAAUCGAAACGUUUCGUCACAGACAGACGUCCAAGCAAGAACAACAUUGAUCAAAAUUCCCGUGUAAAUUUUCAAAGUAAAUUGCCUUAUAAAUCACUUGUACACUAGCGCCGCCUGGUGACCUUAUCGCUACAAUACAUUUUUUUUUCGCUGGUGCACGAGGCUGGCGGUCAGCGAUGCCAACCUUUUUUUAUAAAAAGCUGGAAGAAUUCAAAAUAAAAAACUGGAGAAAACUGGAUAUAUAAAUAUGAAGCUUUUACAUACAUUUAUUUGAUUUCGGUUCAAAUGCUGCAUCGUAUUAUUGCAUGUAACCAAAAAGGCUGAAAGAAAAUUGUUUACACAUGGAGAUUAUAGUUACUGGCGUACAUGAAAUUGAGUAGAUUUCGAAUAAAAUCUUAUAACCGAGGCGCAUGAAUGCACAAAAUACUGGAAAGACCAUACAUGUAAUGGGAAUGAGUUCAAAAAAUGUGGUGAUGUACAGAAAACUGGAUAAAACUGGAACAAUUUUCAAAAAACUGGAAAUAUUCAACCUUCAGCUGUUUCGCUGACGAGCUUCAAAAAAACUGGAGAUAUCCAGGAAAAACUGGAGGGUUGGCAACGCUGCUGGCGGUACUGGUAGCGCUAUCUGGUUACGGAUCGCUACUACAAAAAAAAAAUUACACAAGUUUGGAACUCAGCU
Molecule: messenger RNA, 1699 nt
Organism: Wyeomyia smithii (pitcher-plant mosquito)
Lineage: Eukaryota; Metazoa; Arthropoda; Insecta; Diptera; Culicidae
Exons: 2
Coding region: 342-803 (153 amino acids)
Source: RefSeq, a predicted model, not a curated record